Colius striatus (speckled mousebird) is the source of this 1352-nucleotide messenger RNA. RefSeq names its product selenoprotein F (gene SELENOF). NCBI's taxonomy places the organism in Eukaryota, Metazoa, Chordata, Aves, Coliiformes, Coliidae. Gene Ontology annotation, molecular function: oxidoreductase activity. The transcript is spliced from 5 exons. Gene Ontology annotation, cellular component: endoplasmic reticulum lumen. The record is from RefSeq and is a predicted model, not a curated record.
CUCCUUCGGCGGGCUCCCGGCGACGCUGGCAGCGGCGUUCCGGCACCGAGAUGGCGGCAGCCGCGGAGAUAACGGCCCUGGGGCGAUGCUGGCUCUGGCUGCUGCUGGGGCUGCAGGCGAUAAGCGUAUAUGGAGCACAGUUGUCGUCAGAAGCUUGCAGAGAGCUGGGCUUCUCCAGUAACCUGCUGUGCAGUUCUUGCAACCUUCUUGGACAGUUCAAUCUGAAUCAGUUGGAUCCAUUCUGCAGGCAGUGCUGCCAAGAAGAAGCUCAGCUGGAAACCAGAAAGCUUUAUGCAGGAGCUAUCCUAGAAGUAUGUGGAUGAAAACUGGGAAGGUUCCCUCAAGUCCAGGCUUUUGUCAGGAGUGAUAAGCCAAAACUCUUCAGGGGACUACAAAUCAAGUAUGUGCGUGGUUCUGACCCUGUACUGAAGCUGCUGGAUGACAGUGGGAACAUUGCAGAAGAGCUGAGCAUCCUCAAGUGGAAUACCGAUAGUGUGGAAGAAUUUCUAAGUGAAAAGUUAGAUCGUCUAUAGAUCACUGCUUUCAGAACUCUUUCCUUUGUCAUGCUUUGGCUUGGUAAUCUCAGAUGAAGCGUGCUAGAGUUGAAAAACAUUCCAGCCACUAUAUUAAUUAUAAAAUAUCUGUUGUGCUGUAAUAAACAUCUUGUCAUUUGAAGGGGAAGCUUCAUCACACCUCUCUGACAAGUUGACAAACAAUAUCUUGUCUGAAUAUAUUUCAGCUCUUAAUGCAUUUGUCAUUAAAAAAAUGCUUUGUUUGACAGUUAAUUAUACAAAUACCAGUUUGUUGUCAUUAGACCUGUUUUCACAAAUGCUCUUAAAUUGAAGAGCUUCAAAUAAUUGAAAUUAUUAGGAUGCUUUUUUGUCCGCUGCUUGUUUGUAAGGAAGUCAGAACCAAAUUCAAUGUUUCUAGCUCCCAAAGAAACUUGGCUGUCCAUGCCCUCUUCUUUUUUGUAUUUGAACUGUCCUUUUUAUAGAAGUUUGUUUACCGUAUCUAGUCUGCAGGUUUUGAAGCUGAUGGAGGAACUCAUGCUCUGGUACUGUGAAACAUUUAGUAAGUACACUUUAGUGAAGACUACAUAGAAAACCUUUGAGGUGUAUGGAAGUCAGAUGUCAGGUGUGCUUUACAUUAAGUGUUUUGCAUCAGAAAACAUGAGCUAUCAAGUCUUGAAAAACCUUGUCUUCCAACGUUCACAAGUUUAUUGGAAGUCUGUUUAGCAAAUGAUUGAAAUUUAUGUCCACAGGAAGUACAGACAGUAUGUAUGGUAAUGAGUCAAAGCCAUUAUGACUUGUAAGGUUUUUCCACCUGGAGUGAAUAAAUAUGGUAAGCAAGAA